GCCCCAAAGGACAGAACUUUCCUUCAGGGUAUCCUCCAAGCUUCCCCACUUGGCCUCUACUUUUUCAUUUUUUUUAAGGGAUUUUUGUAACACACUCUCUCUUCUUCUGCUCAAAUUCCCCAUUUCUACUUGCAGGAAACAGAGCAAAUAGGAGAAAAUGUAUGCAGAUACAGGGCUAGGGUUCCGAUUCAUGCAGGGUUGUUCUCCAGAAAUCCAUCAGUUCGAAGACCUCUUUAAACCCUACAAGCUCUCUGAUCAAACGAUCAGUCUUGUUGAGGCGUGUGAGUAUGGUUUCGGAGAAGAGAGUGACUUAUUCAAAUCCCCUGAGCCGAUCAUUGAAGAACCAAUGCUAGCCGUUGACCCCCUCUCUCAAGAGAUUGUUGAACUCAGUGAUCUCGGGUCGUUGCAGAGUGACCAACAGCUUAUAGAAAAGGCUUUCUACGAGUGUGAGCAGGAGCUCCUAGUGAAAUCAGCCAUGGAGUCUCCACUGCUCUCCGAGGUACUAGACAGGAAGAACGUCUCUCAAGUGGCGGAAACGGACAUUAGUAGCGUAGUUGUCUCUGAUGUCCCAGUUCCUAAGAGCGUGAGCUCGGGGAACCUGAGAUCGAUGGAUGUGGCACAGCACGAGGAUGCGGUGAUUCAGAGGUUCUUCCCUCCAGUGGAUAAUGGAAUGAGAAGAGCCUUUAGCGAGAGCGAUAUACAGACACUGGGGACUAGAAACGCGGGUCAGGUUCAGUCUCAGCUGGAUCGAAUAAUUGUUUGUUGUACCUCUGAGGACCGUCGUGAGAAGCUUUCUCGAUACAGGGACAAGAAGAGCAGGAGGAAUUUCGGGCGUAAAAUCAAGUAUGCUUGCAGGAAGACACUUGCAGACAGUCAACCGAGGAUCCGAGGAAGGUUUGCGAAAACCGAGGAGAUGCAGAAAUGAGGAUUUGUUAGUUAGGUACCUGAAGUUGAGCAAGAAGAACAGUUUGAUGAAGUGUUUUUGUAUAUAAAGGUUUGUCUGAAUAAGAGUAGGAAGGAAAACAAGUUGUAGUAGGAUUUACUCAAGUGAUAUGCUUAUCUAUGUUUAGAUCUUAUGAAGCUCACUCAGUCUCUAAAACUCUAAAUUUAUAAGCUGCGUGAUGUUCCUUUA
Brassica oleracea var. oleracea is the source of this 1132-nucleotide messenger RNA. Its product is annotated as zinc finger protein CONSTANS-LIKE 16-like. The coding region runs from base 158 to 925 and encodes 255 amino acids. Gene Ontology annotation, cellular component: nucleus. The record is from RefSeq and is a predicted model, not a curated record. Gene Ontology annotation, molecular function: protein binding. Gene Ontology annotation, biological process: regulation of flower development. Lineage: Eukaryota; Viridiplantae; Streptophyta; Magnoliopsida; Brassicales; Brassicaceae. The transcript has 4 exons.